AAAAACCAAAGCUCAACGACAGUCCCUCUCUCUCUCUCUCUCUCUCUCUCUCUCUCUUACCCUUUCAAGAGAGCUUUCCCACUCUGUAUUCAUAUGCCAUACAUGGAUCAAAUCCAGCAAAACAACAUUCAAAUACUGGGCCAAUUGAUCACCCAAUUCCAAUUCCCAAAGAAACCCAUCCAAAUCCUCCUCUCCAUCUCUGCAUUCUCCAUCCUGCUUUCUCUCUCCCCAUUUUUUCCCCUGUUCAGCAGUUGCAUCGCCGCAUUUUCCUCCCGAAUCUUUACCUACACCACCGACAGGAACUACAUAUUCCUCUUCUGCAAUGGACUUCUAGCUUUCUUGAUCAAAAACUCCUCCGCUGUCGACGCCGAUCAAGACCACCGGAAAUCAGCUCAUGAGAAGACAGAAUUGGUUAGAGAAGAAGUUGUGGAAUUUAAAGAAGAGAAAGGAAAGGAAAAUAACACGUUGACUUCACAAGAUGAAAAUGAAGAAGAAGUAGAAGAGUUUAUUGAUGAAGAAGAAGAAGAAGAGGGAGAGGAGUUGAUGAGUGCAGAGGAGCUGAACAAGAAAUGUGAAGAGUUUAUAAGGAAGAUGAGAGAAGGGAUCAAAAUUGAAGCCCAAAAUUAACAAACUGAUCAUGGUUGUUAUCGUAUGAUACGGUCCAGAUAGGACCCGUUCAGUCACCUCAUCCCUGUUCAAUUUGGGUUUUGAGGAAUUUAUCGGAGACUGUGUCCAAUGAUUUCGAGACUCCAAAACGAAAACAAGGCCUUCCGGUUCCUGAGAGGACCCUUGUGAAAUCACUGUGCUCUUUUUGUAAAGAUAACUUUCCCCUAUCCCAGUUCAGCUUUUAUUGUAGCUGAAAUGUGUAUUUUUUAGCCUUACAUCAGAGCUUGUUUGUGAAAAAAUCCAUCUCCUUUGUGGUUGUCUCCAAUUCAAACUGGUUUAUAUUAUUACCCGUUAACGAUACGCUCGAACA
Molecule: messenger RNA, 976 nt
Organism: Rhododendron vialii
Lineage: Eukaryota; Viridiplantae; Streptophyta; Magnoliopsida; Ericales; Ericaceae
Exons: 1
Coding region: 94-627 (177 amino acids)
Source: RefSeq, a predicted model, not a curated record